UAACUCGAUGCCCACAAAGCAGUGUUGAUAUCCUUUUCCGCUGAAGUCUUGUGCAUAAAAGUCACACAAGUCUCGCAUCGAUCACCGAAAACAAUGACUCAGAAGCGCCGGAACAACGGUCGGGCCAAACACGGGAGGGGACACGUGAAGGCCGUGCGCUGUACUAAUUGUGCCCGAUGUGUGCCCAAAGACAAGGCCAUCAAGAAGUUUGUGGUGCGGAAUAUCGUGGAGGCGGCCGCCGUCAGGGACAUCACCGAAGCCUCGGUCUAUGAUUCCUACCCGUUGCCGAAGCUGUACGCGAAACUGCAUUACUGUGUCUCGUGUGCCAUCCACUCGAAGAUCGUGAGGAAUAGGAGCAAAGAGGACCGCAAGAUCCGGACCCCACCGCCCCGUUUCCAGAAGCCCGGCCAACGCGAGGACAACAGAGGAAACUGCAUUACUGUCAAAGAGGACCGCAAGAUCCGGACCCCACCGCCCCGUUUCCAGAAGCCCGGCCAACGCGAGGACAACAGAGGUGGACAGAAUCGGGUCCAGAAUCAGCAGAAGUAG
Molecule: messenger RNA, 549 nt
Organism: Oppiella nova
Lineage: Eukaryota; Metazoa; Arthropoda; Arachnida; Sarcoptiformes; Oppiidae
Source: the annotation of a GenBank genome assembly